GCAGAAAGGAACUUCUGCUUACCUAACUAAUUGUAAAAAUAGUCGACAAAGCCAAGAUGCAUGUACCUAUUUUCAUUUUAUCAUUUUUUAUAGCAGUAUUUGGUCACGAAGAUCAUAAACACGGGAUUUCUGAAAGUGAACAUUACCAAAAAGGAGGGCAUAAUAUAAAUUAUGAUCACGAUGCAUUUCUUGGAAAAUCCCACGGGCACGACUUUGAUACAUUGGAACCAAGUGAAGCUAAAAGACGCUUAAAAAUAAUGAUAAAAGAGGUUGAUAAAAAUGGCGAUGGUUUUGUUUCAUUAACGGAACUACAUGAAUGGAUUGAGUAUCAGAGAAAAUCUUUUAUGAGAGAAUCAAUUGAUAUGAUCAUUGAUCGAGAUGAUGAUAACAAAGAUAAACAAAUUUCAUGGAAAGAAUACAAGUACGCUCAUUACGGAAAAUGGGACGACGAAGCCUCGAUUGAUAAAAAGCUGAGAGAAAAAAUCAAUAACGCUAAACAUAAAUUCAAUGUCGCAGACGAAGACUUUGACGGAAAGUUAAACCGUGAAGAAUACAUGAUGUUUCGACAUCCGGAAGAAAGCACUCGUGUAAGUUUACAAGAAAUUGCAAUAGAUGAAAUUAUCGACGAAAUGGAUGUUAAUAAGGACAGAUUGGUUGAUCUCAAUGAGUUUCUAGGACAAUAUGUAGACGAUCGAACUAACCCACCGGAUUGGGUUGUCGAAGAUCGCAAACACUUUGCUAAAACGUUAGAUCUAGAUGGAAGUGGAAAAUUAGACAGAAAUGAAAUGCGUAAUUGGGUUUUGCCUAAACUCAGUGAAACAAAAGAAGAAGCUAAUCACCUUAUAAAGGGUGCAGAUGAUAACAACGAUAAUAAGCUUAGUUAUGAAGAAAUCUUAGACCAUUAUAAUCUUUUUGUUGGGAGCACAGCAACUGAUCACGGGAAAGCGUUAAAAUUUGAUUUGUAAAUCUUGUGAGAAAUCAAACGACCCAACGUAUUUUGAACGUAAGACAAAAAAGUACUUUUACAGAAACUUAAAGAGCAAAUCAAUCAGAAAAUUAAGUUCAUAAAAGAUUAUAUCAUAACCAAGCACUCAAAAAGAUUCAAGUUAAAUAAAAUAACUUUUUGUCCAUUCAUAUAGAUAAACUUUCUAGGUUGCUUUUAUGAAAUCAUUUUUAUUUUGUUCGGUUAAAGCAAAACCAUUUUAUUUGUUCAAUUUAUUUGUUUAUGAAAAAAAUGCAAGUUAUAUUGUUUA
This is a messenger RNA of Hydra vulgaris (swiftwater hydra), 1253 nucleotides long. Its product is annotated as calumenin-A. Gene Ontology annotation, cellular component: endoplasmic reticulum. NCBI's taxonomy places the organism in Eukaryota, Metazoa, Cnidaria, Hydrozoa, Anthoathecata, Hydridae. Gene Ontology annotation, molecular function: calcium ion binding. The record is from RefSeq and is a predicted model, not a curated record.